Messenger RNA from Ostrinia nubilalis (European corn borer), 2603 nucleotides. RefSeq names its product facilitated trehalose transporter Tret1-like. Gene Ontology annotation, cellular component: membrane. Lineage: Eukaryota; Metazoa; Arthropoda; Insecta; Lepidoptera; Crambidae. Gene Ontology annotation, biological process: transmembrane transport. Gene Ontology annotation, molecular function: transmembrane transporter activity. The transcript is spliced from 4 exons. The record is from RefSeq and is a predicted model, not a curated record. The coding region runs from base 327 to 1829 and encodes 500 amino acids.
UGUUUAGAAGAUCAAGAAAUGUUCAUCAUCAGUUGAUAGAAGACACCAACUAUCAACUUCCGAGGCAAAACUUUUUAAAAAUACUUUAUUAAUCCUGAAAAUCCAUUAGUUUUCUAAUAAUUAACGGAAAAUCGGACACAAUAAAUCAAUUGAAACGUCUCAAUUUUUUACCCCAAAGAAGAAACUAGUUUUGACAGCUAGUAGUUACCAACUGGUUAAAAGGUUUAAAAUAACUUCCAGUUUCUGGACUUUUCUCUUUCAAAAUUCAUGGGAUUUGCAUCAAUAGUGUAUGGUACAAUUUUUGGUGUUUAUAAGUGUUUUGUAUAAUGAUGAUGGAACUUCAUACUUUGGUGGAAGACGCCCCUGGAUUAGACAAUCAGAAAAACGAAAAGAAAAUGGACGAAUACAAGGAGGUGCCGACGAGCGAAAAAGAUGAAAUUUUGUACGCCUACGAAAAAAAGAAGUCAUGGAAACCUUUACUGAGGCAGCUGUUCAUAGCGAGCGGCCUAUGGACCCCCUAUUUCGCGGUGGGCCUCAGCCUUGGGACCCCCACCGUGUAUGUACCCCAAGCGAGGAAGCAGGCCAACUCUACUGACGCCGUGUCUGUGGAAAUGGCGUCUUGGCUAUCCUCCCUCUUCGGUUUCUCGUCUCUGCCUUUCGUCUUCAUACUAGCAAUACUGAUGACCAGGAUCGGGCGAAAGAAGAGCUCGCUAUUCGUCUCCAUAAGUUUAGUUCUUAUAUCCAUAGGAUACUACCUGACGUCAUCUCCAGUACACUUGUUGAUCACCAGCGUCAUCCAAGGCGUGCCAAACGCCGCUACCGUCUCUGUAUCAAUAUUAUCAACAGUAGAAUACACUUCUCCCAAAGUUCGAGGGGUUUUACUAACGAUCAAGACUGCCACAGUUUUCUGGGCGUUGUGGAUAGCGAAUACAAUAGGUACUUACGCGGAUUGGAGGUACAUUUGCGUGCCCAGUUUCAUAAAUGCACUGUACUCGUUAACCGUUGUGUUCUGGCCAGAAUCACCGAUGUGGUUGGCCAGUCAAGGCAGGAUUGAAGAAUGUAAGAAAGUCCACAGGUCUUUGAAAGGAUGUGAUGUUGAAUCGGAGAGAGAACUGCAGAAGUUGAUCGAGCACCAAAUGGAGGUCGACAAAAAGAGGCUGCAAAAAAAAGAUUCCUACUCAGAUAUCUUAAAAGACAGAGUGUUUUAUAUACCAGUUACUCUAUCCUGUGUGAUGAUGUGUACACAUUUAUUGUCGGGGAAGCAAAUUUGUAUGAUGUACGCUUUGGACGUCUUGACGAAAAUUACUAAAAGUGAAGAUACGGCGUACAGCGGAAUGCUCUUACUUGAUGGCGUGACAGUCCUAUGUAUGUACAUAGGCUGUGGUUUCUCUAAAGUUCUUACUAGGCGUACUUUAUUGUUCACUUUCGGGUCUCUAGCUGUUUUCUUUCUAUUUGCUCUCUCUUUGUAUUUGUACCUGUGUCAUUUAGAAGUGAUUGUUAGCAACAAUUAUAUUCCCAUGUCACUCCUUGUAGCCUUUUCCAUGGCUAUAGGAAUUGGCCCUAUAAUUUUGGGUAUUUCUUUAUAUGGAGAGUUAAUACCUAUAAAAUAUAAAGGAGAAUCUAUUAUAGUAACUUCUCUAUUCUUCUUCCUUCUCCAAGCGACUCUUUUUAAAGUUUCUCCGUAUGUUUUCGAUAUUUUAGACUUGCAUGGGAUGUUCUUUGUGUGUGGAAUAUGUGUGACGAUCAGUUUAAGCAUUUUGUACAAAUAUCUGCCUGAAACGAAGGACAGAACUCUGCAAGAGAUUGAGGAGUAUUUUAAGAAACGAUGAUUUUAAUUAUAAAUAGGAAAUUUUACACUAUUUAUCAUUAAUUCCAAAACAAAACUUCUGAUUUUAAAAACUCUAGUGUCCUAAUAAGGUCCGGAGUUGUAAUCGUAGAAAUAGUCUCUAGAGUUGUUCUUCUUCUUAUUUUGUUUAUAGGUCUGACAUAGAGACCUCCCCAAUCAAAUCAAUACAAUCGUGCGAAUCUGCUCAAAAUUUGAUUAAGCUUUAAAUUAAUAAUUUUUGAUAUGUUGGUAAAAUAUAAGUGACGUCAUAGCUUGUUAGUAUUGCCAUAUAAAAUCUAUGAGAGAAAAAGUAAUUUGUGGUAUCAGAAACCAGAAAAGAUAAAUGUAAAUUAUUUUUUUUAACUAACUACAAGGAAAAUUAUUCGUAAAAACUAAAAUAGUCAAAAGGAAACAGUUUGGUAUGAAUUAAAAUGUUUUUAACGUCAAAACGUGCGUGAAAAACGAUUGUGAUAUCAAUUAGGAAUUACCAAUUAAAUUAUCUGCCUUAUUUUAAUUUAAGCUAUUAUUAAGAUAAGCUUGUACAAAUCAUCUUUAUGUUUAAGUAAUUUUAAUUGUAAAUAUUCGUGUGUAAGUUGUAAAGAUAGAUAUAGUACCAAAAUAAUGAACUGUCCUAUGCAUGACAUUGACAGUGGGGCGCCACCGUCAAUACCGGAUCGCUGGUUCCGAUUUUUGCCAUGUUGGAAACCAUAUAGUUGAACGAUGGUAGCGCCCCCCUGUCAUUGAGUUUGGUGGGACAGUUCAGCUUGGGUCAUCUAUA